AUGGUUCCCUUCAUCGCUGACGCAGCGCUUUUGCCCAGCCCACUCCCCACCACCGAAGCCAUUGCCUUGUCUGAAGAUGUCCUCAAGGAAUACCCGGGUCGGCGCAUCGUUCGUAUUGGAGAAUUCGUCAUCAAGUAUGGCUUUUAUGUGUCAUUAAAUGAGGGCCAUACAAUGCGUUUUCUUAAACAACACUCAACAGUACCGAUCCCAGAGGUUUACGCCCUAUAUUCAACCCCAACAGAGAAUGUUCACAUGCCAACAAAUUAUAUUAUAAUGGAGAACGUGCCUGGAGAAAGCCUUCAAUCCUGCUGGUGUACUCUUGGCAGUGAAGCAAAAAAUAAGAUCACUGAUCAGCUCCGAGGUUACUUUACACAACUACGUCGUAUCCCUCAUCAGGGCUACUUUGGUGUGGUUGGAAAACGGCCAUUUGAGGAUGGAAUGUUUUGGCAACUCGACGAUACUGAGAGCAACGAUACUAACCACAAGCAGUCUUCUGGCCCCUUUGAAUCAGAGCAGCAGAUGAUAGAGGCCAUUUUAUCCAAAUAUCAUCUGGCCUAUCCUGAGUUUCGAAAGUGUGGGUUCUAUAAGCGACACUUUCCAGAGAUUGUUGGAGAUAGCGCCCCGGUAUUCAGUCAUUCAGACUUUCAGCGGAAGAAUGUUAUCAUUCGUGAGGAUGGGGUUGCUGUAUUGAUUGACUGGGAGGCAGCUGGGUGGUAUCCGGCAUUUUGGGAGUAUGCUGUUGCUCAUUUUGCCUGUGAUUGGAGGGACGAUUGGUAUAUUUGGAUCUCACGAGUGCUGGAUGAGUAUCCUAACCAUUUUGUAUGGGUUGAUACAAUUUUCCGAGAGCUUUGGUCCUAA
Molecule: messenger RNA, 858 nt
Organism: Clonostachys solani
Lineage: Eukaryota; Fungi; Ascomycota; Sordariomycetes; Hypocreales; Bionectriaceae
Source: the annotation of a GenBank genome assembly